GCGGCUUCUUCUUCAGUCUGCCCACUUCUUUCUGCGUCUCAAUUGAAAAGCUUCAGGCUUUUGUGUUGAGACCAUCCGAAACCUCUCGGGAUCAUGGCAGCCAGUACUACUACGACCGCGGCGCCCCCGCGCCAGCUAUCGCAGAAGGAGGCUGACAUCCAGAUGAUGUUAGCCGCGGAGGUCCACCUUGGGACCAAAAAUUGUAACUUUCAAAUGGAGCGAUACGUCUUCAAGCGACGCAAUGAUGGCAUUUACAUUAUCAACCUUGGGAAGACUUGGGAAAAGCUUCAGCUUGCUGCUAGGGUUAUUGUUGCCAUAGAGAACCCUCAGGAUAUUAUAGUUCAGUCUGCCAGGCCUUAUGGUCAGAGAGCAGUUCUUAAGUUUGCUCAAUACACAGGAGCUCAUGCACUUGCUGGGAGGCACACUCCCGGAACGUUCACAAACCAGCUCCAGACAUCCUACAGUGAGCCUCGCCUUCUCAUUUUGACUGAUCCAAGAACAGAUCAUCAGCCCAUUAAGGAGGCUGCCCUUGGAAAUAUACCGACUAUUGCAUUCUGUGACACUGAUUCUCCAAUGAGAUAUGUUGACAUUGGUAUUCCUGCCAACAACAAGGGAAAGCACAGCAUAGGUUGUCUCUUUUGGCUGUUGGCAAGAAUGGUUCUGCAGAUGAGGGGCACUAUUCGUCCAGGGCUUAAGUGGGAUGUGAUGGUGGAUUUAUUCUUCUACAGAGAACCUGAGGAGACCAAGCAACAAGAGGAAAAUGAAGUGCCUGUUACUCAGGACUAUGCUCUUACAGACUUCAGUGCUGCUGGUGUUGCUACUGAUGACCAGUGGCCUGCUGCUGCCGAUCAGCCCUGGCCGACUGAGACAACUCCACAGCCUAUUUCUGCAGCUCCUGCUGCCAAUUGGGCUGCAGAUGCUGCUGGAGAAUGGGUAUCCGCACCACCUCCCCAAGCUCCUGUCCAACAAAUUCCUACCCCCGGAAUUGAGAAUGUGGCUGCCACCGGCUGGAAUUAAUUUUCAGGCGUUUUUUAUGCUGGGAGUAAUUUUGUUGGUUAGGACUCAGACAUGUCUUCUUUCUCUUGCAGUCCUGAUAUUUUGUCGAGUAUAUUCUGUUCUUGAAGCGUUUAGCCGCAAGAAUUUAUCUUUUUAUAGCCAGUUUUUUCAAAUGUUUGAUAUGGGUUUAUCACUGCGGUCUAAAAAGAUUGCAUCAUCAAUCGUGUUGAAUUAUUAUAGUUGUGACUGUUGAAAGUGUUUAAGAGUAGAAAUUGAUUUUGCUGCUUAAAC
Molecule: messenger RNA, 1287 nt
Organism: Neltuma alba
Lineage: Eukaryota; Viridiplantae; Streptophyta; Magnoliopsida; Fabales; Fabaceae
Product: 40S ribosomal protein SA
Exons: 5
Coding region: 94-1017 (307 amino acids)
Biological process (GO): translation
Cellular component (GO): ribosome; small ribosomal subunit
Molecular function (GO): structural constituent of ribosome
Source: RefSeq, a predicted model, not a curated record